Molecule: messenger RNA, 893 nt
Organism: Durusdinium trenchii
Lineage: Eukaryota; Dinophyceae; Suessiales; Symbiodiniaceae
Source: the annotation of a GenBank genome assembly
CGACGAAGUUCUCAUCAGCCUUUCGCUUUGAGAAAUUUCUAGCCAUGUUUGAGUGUGCACAUUGCGAAAAGAGCUUCGACUCUGAGAAGCGAGUGCAGCUGCAUUUGCGCUUCAUCCAUCCGAAUGAGAAGACAGAGUUCAAGAAGCCAGCCGGCAAAGGCGCAGUAGCUCCCAAUGCUCCCCCGUCAAGCUGUUUCUCCUGCUUUUCCUUUCUCAGCGACAGCACGACAGAUAGGGCGGACAAUGUGACCCCUGGCGACGAUCAGCACCCCAGUGCGCACGCUGCCAAGCGUGGGAAGCAAAAGACAAAGGUGGAGUACGAGAAAUCCACUGGAAAAGGGAAUGCAUUAGUGGACCCAGAGAACUGCUUGUGUCGCAAGGAUCCGUGCGUCGCCAGAUGCAUAUUAUUUCAUAUCAUUGUUUGCUGGGACGAAAAGUGCGCUUGGAAAGUGGAGCGAACAUGUUCGUUGCAAUAGAAAUUUCCUUUGCCCUUCGAAGUACGAAGCGCGCACCAAGGAGUGCAGACCUUGUAUGUGUGGAAGAAGCACGGUUUGUGUUUGUGAAGGGAUGGAUUUCUGAGAAGAUUUUGUUCAGCGUGUGCAAGAAGACACUCAGCUGAGCCGAGUUAUGCUCACCCGCUGGAAGCUUGCAAGCAUUUACAAUUUGCACUUUGUUGCAUAAUCAUGAUGUAAAAUGCAGGCGCGGUGAAAGCAGUGUUCCAAAUCGUUUCUAAUGGCAUUGAAUGGCUUUUCCGCUUUUGCACUGUUGCACCAGAAAUGCAAAAGAACCAUUUGUUCUCUCAAGCAAGCGAGCACGCCCAAUGCUGCGCGUGCGCAUCAACCAAAGCGGGAUGUGGACGUCAAAUCAUUUUAAUGUUGUUGACUGUGUUUCUG